Messenger RNA from Adineta steineri, 621 nucleotides. NCBI's taxonomy places the organism in Eukaryota, Metazoa, Rotifera, Eurotatoria, Adinetida, Adinetidae. The record is from the annotation of a GenBank genome assembly.
AUGAGCAGGCUGAUGCGCCAAUCUCGCUAUCUGCUCGAUCGAGAUCUUAAAGACAAAUUUGCUGCACAAUCAAUUGAUGAACAUGUUAUUGAUUUAAGUUCAACAAAUCCUUCACUUUAUCUUAAGGAAGGUGUUACAUGUAUUGAACAUCGGUAUGUUACAAUUCAUUUUGAAGCUUAUGACAUGGAAAAAGAAGAAUAUACAGAUGAAAAUAUAAAAAAUGCUGAAAAACAAAGACUUAAUGCUGUUCAAUUACGUAAUAUAAUUGAUGAAGCAAAACAAAAACUCGAAGAUCAAUUACGUGAUGUUAAUUUAUUGAUUGAUCAGCUUGAAGAAAGUAUCAAAAAUACCGAAAAAGCUAUACGUGAUAAAGAACAAUACUUAAAAUUAGCUCAUACACGUCUUGACAUUCGUCAUAAACGGUCUAAUAUUGAACUUGUUUAUGAUCCACUACAAAAACUUCAAGAACGGCUGGAUGAAUCGCAUGUUCGUUUACGCAAUUUAGAGCAUGAUAAAUUAAUAUUAGAAAAAGAUAUUGAAACGAAAACAAAUAUAAUAUUUGUUGAUGAAGUUGAAUAUCAUGAAGGCUUAAGAAAAUCAAUUUUAAUUGAAGAUUGGUAA